AUGGGUGCUUCAUUGGAAUCUUCUCGCCCUAUAAUGGCCCCAAGUGUCACCUCGAAGCGCACCUCUGCCCGCUUCAGCACCUACAGCGCAGCCCCCUCCGUCGCCAACACCGUCAAGACAACCCUGUCCUCCGACUCAGCCCAGCAAGAGAUCAAAGAUAUCGAGAACGGCCUCAUUAAGCUCGAGAAUAAGAAGCUGGCCACUCAACGUUUCGUCCCCACGAAGGAGAAGAGCGAGCACUUGAGCAGCCUGGCAUUGGGAGCUAAGUUGGAGCGUGCCCUAGGCAGGAGAAUGGGCGGCCAGGAUGCUGUGAUGCGGGACCGCAAGAAGCCCGUUCUGGAGGAGAAGGUCAUGGAGAAUGAGAAGUUGGCUGCGGCAUGA
Molecule: messenger RNA, 381 nt
Organism: Cadophora gregata
Lineage: Eukaryota; Fungi; Ascomycota; Leotiomycetes; Helotiales; Ploettnerulaceae
Exons: 2
Coding region: 1-381 (126 amino acids)
Source: RefSeq, a predicted model, not a curated record